Messenger RNA from Trypanosoma rangeli, 1530 nucleotides. RefSeq names its product putative TPR-repeat-containing chaperone protein DNAJ. Lineage: Eukaryota; Euglenozoa; Kinetoplastea; Trypanosomatida; Trypanosomatidae. The coding region runs from base 1 to 1530 and encodes 509 amino acids. The record is from RefSeq and is a predicted model, not a curated record. Gene Ontology annotation, molecular function: protein binding. The transcript has a single exon.
AUGAAGGGUGAGACUCGUGAAGCUCUGCCACAGUGGACUGAGCUUCGGGAUGUGGGGAACAAUGCUUUUAAGGCCGGCGAUUUUGACAGUGCCAUCACGCAUUACACUCAGGCAAUUAAAAUUAAUCCAGAAGAGGCCUCUCUCUUUUCGAACCGUAGCGCAGCUUACAUUAAAAAGAACGGCUUUGAGGCUGCCGCUCGGGAUGCCGCGGCGGCCAUUGCGGUUGACAAGACGUUUGUCAAGGCUUAUUCACGCCUUCACAACGCAUAUUGUAAUUUGGGAAAUUUUCAUGAGGCUGCGCAAAGACUAAGUGAGGGCGUCGAAGCGCUAAAAACGUCUGGUGCUUCUGAGGAGGACAUAAGACAUGUACGUGAACUCUAUCUGAGUGCGGAUGAGGGUAGGAAGGCAGUUGAGGAUGGACGACGACUUUUGGAGGAGCGCAACUUUGCGGCGGCGGAACGCUCUCUGGCGUCGACAGCGCGAUCAUUCCCUGACUGCGCCCCUGUUGCAUUUAUGUUUGGUGAGGCACGCGCUAUGCAGCAACCCGAGGAGGUCAACCGCACCCUUGUGCGGUUUGCUCAGGCCUAUGCGCAGGAUCCGUAUUACUUGUAUGUGCGGGCCAUAGCCAACUAUUACCGUGGUCAGGAUGGUUUCAAAACCGCUCAGAAUAUUCUUCGUCAGGCGGUGGAGUUGGAUCCGGAUAACCCGAAAGUUAGUGCACUCUUAAAAAAGAUACGAGUGAUAGAAUUUCACAAGGAAACUGGGAAUGCCGCCUAUAAAGAGAAGCGUUACCGAGAUGCCAUUAAUGCGUAUACGUCUGCUUUGGAUAUGGACGCAACCAAUGUAAGAAUGGUAGCCACCUUGCGUGCCAACCAGGCUGCGGCAAAAAUGGAACUAAAAGAAUAUUCAAGUGCCGUGCUUGAUUGUGACUUUGCUAUUAACAAUGGUCUAAGUACUGCCAAGCUCUUUGCGCGACGUGCACGCAUUCACGAGGCACUAAAUAAUUACGAUGACGCCUUAAGAGAUAUUCAAAAGGCAACCGAGAUGGACGCUUCGUACGGGAGGGAGCUUCAGCGCAUCAAAGCGAGUGCAAAGAAGGCAAAACGCAAGGAUUAUUACAAAAUUCUUGACCUGACACCUAACGAAAACGAUGGUGCUCAGAUUAAACGUGCGUACAAAAAGGCAUGCUUACAGUGGCAUCCAGACAAAUGGGCUCAUGCCAGCCAGGAACAAAAAACACACGCCGAAAAAAUGUUCAAGGAGGUGGGUGAGGCCUUCUCCAUUCUGUCAGACCCUCAGAAAAAACGCAUGUACGACAAUGGGAUGCUUGACAACGCAGUUGAAGGAGCCGGUGGGUCUGGGCCUGGGUCUUCAGGUUUUAUGGGACAAGAUGAUGCUUUAAUGCAUAUGUUUAACAGAAUGUUUCAUACAGGUGGGGGAGUACCGAUGGGGUUUGAUUUCAGCGGCGCUUCUCAAGGGCAUCGUCAGCAGCAGCAGCAGCAGACUGGAUUUACAUUCCAUUUUUUCUAA